This is a messenger RNA of Chara braunii, 3909 nucleotides long. Lineage: Eukaryota; Viridiplantae; Streptophyta; Charophyceae; Charales; Characeae. The record is from the annotation of a GenBank genome assembly.
GCGCGCGCGCGUGUGUGUGUGGAGAGAGAGAGAGAGAGAGAGAGAGAGAGAGAGAGAGAGAGAGAGAGNAGGGGAAAGGUUAGUCACGUCCUAAGGGGAAGGUCAAAGGGGGAAGGGGAAGGAGAGCGGGAGGAAGAAAGAGAAGGAGAGCAAGGGAAGGAAAGGGAGAAGGAAGGAAGGAAGAGGAAGGAGGGAUGAGGAAGGAGGUCAAUAGAGAAGAGAGGAAAUAGCUGCGUGGGAUUGUGGGGCGGGGGAGAGGAGAGGGUUAGGAUGGGGAAGGUGACGAGAGCGGUAAAGUCGGUUACUCUUUGCGUGAGACCGCGGACUAAGGCGGAUACAUCUAUCAUUGGACGCGAGGGAUUUAAUCGGCAGGUCCGUUGUAAUAAUGCCACUUGGAAUGUUCAGAAGUUUGGGUACGCUAGCAAUGCCAUCUCUACGACAAAGUAUAAUAUGUUUACAUUUCUGCCAAAAGCUCUCUUUGAGCAGUUUAGACGGUUGGCAAACGUGUUCUUCUUGGCUCAAGCGGCACUCUCGCUGAUUCCUGACGUGACGCCUUUCAACCCCGUGACCCUGAUCGGGCCCUUGGUGCUAGUGGUGGGUGUGUCGAUCGCCAAGGAAUGGUUGGAGGAUUUCCGGAGGUUCCAGCUGGACGCGCAGGUGAACGCACGGAAAGUGAAGGCGCACGUAGGCGGGGGAGUAUUCGAAGCAAGGAGAUGGCGCGACCUGAGGGUAGGGGAUGUGGUCAUGGUGGAGAAGAAUGCCUUUUUCCCCGCGGACCUCCUGAUGCUCUCAUCCAGCAACAACGAAGCGAUGUGCUAUGUGGAAACAAUGAACCUGGACGGAGAGACAAAUCUCAAGCCGAAGAAGGCAAUCCAGGAGACGAUUCAUCUGAACACGCCGGAGGUUUUCCGGGACUGGCAGGCUACAAUCCAGUGUGAACAGCCCAAUCCCUCCCUCUACACCUUUGUGGCAAACCUGGAUCUUAGCACUGGAAUAGGAGGAGGAGGAUUAGGUUUGGGAGGAGGAGGAGGAGGAGGAGGAGUAGGAGUAGGAGUAGCAGGAGGGGGAAGGGUGUUUUCACUAGGACCAGCCAAUCUCUUGCUCAGAGAUUCGAAGCUGAGAAACACGUCUUGGGUGUAUGGUGUGGUCGUAUUUACCGGCCAUGACACGAAGGUUAUGCAGAACGCUACCGAGCCACCAUCAAAGCGAUCCCGACUGGAGAAACAGAUGGACUAUGUGAUCAUCGUCCUUUUCUGCACUCUUCUUGUGAUCUCGAUCAUCUCUGGCUUGGUGUAUGGUGUUUGGCUAGAUACCUUGGUCCCGGCAUUUUGGUACCUUGCCCCGGGGGAGAUGGAGACGGUCACUUUUAACACGCAGAAGCCUACACAAUCUGGCCUGGCGUUGCUUGUCACGAGUCUUAUACUCUACGGCUACCUAAUUCCCAUCUCGCUCUACGUUUCCAUCGAGAUGGUGAAGAUGGUUCAAGCUAUGUUCAUCAAUCAAGACAUAAGAAUGUAUCACGAAGACACGAGCACGUGGGCGCGUGCCAGGACAUCCAAUCUGAAUGAAGAGCUUGGACAGGUGGAGACUGUUCUUUCGGAUAAGACGGGGACGCUGACGUGUAAUGUCAUGGAAUUUUUGAAGUGUUCGAUCGCUGGAGUAUCGUAUGGAAGAGGGGUGACCGAAGUAGAAAGGGCGACCGCCAAGCGGCUGGGAAAACUCCUUAAGGUGGAAGAAGAGGGAGAAGAUGUUAUGGAAGCAAGCGGCGGAGGAACAGGACUGGAAGGGGCGUUGUUGCUGCAGAAGUCUCAGCAACAACAGCAGCAGUGGAUCGAGGUGUCCGGAGAUACAGACUCCGAGAUCUCUGGCGGAUUGGGUGGGGUGAUUGGCCGCACAGGGAAGAUGGAGCCCCACAGCGCUCGGAGCUCUGAGGGAGGAACUGGUGACUGGAUGACAACGAGUUCGACGAUAAUGACCAGCGUUGAGGAGACGGACGAGGACGAUCGUUCUCGAGGCGGGCUUCGCGAUGGCGGAAAGAAGAAGAAGAAGAGGAAGGGGAUUAGUGGCUGGGCAGUGGCGAAGAAGCAUUUUCAUCAGUCGAACUCCUCAUCCAUGUCCUUCUCAUCCUCGUUGUCAAGGCCAUUUAAGAAGAAAUUGGCUGGCGCCGAGAAGAAGAAGAAAGACAAACAUCGCGUGAAAGGGUUCAACUUCAAGGAUGAGAGGUUGCUGAAAGGAAACUGGAUGAAACAGAGCAAUCGGGAGCAGAUAAGAAUGUUUUUCCGCAUCUUAUCCGUAUGUCACACCGUGGUACCGGAAGUAGAUGACAGCUCAGGCGAGCUCAAGUAUGAAGCAGAAUCUCCGGACGAAGCCGCUUUUGUAAUUGCCGCGCAGCAGUUUGGCUUUGUCUUCGUGAAGAGAACACCAUCGGGGGUGCACAUCAUCGAGCCGAUGGAAGAUGCAGGAGAAACGCCCCCCGCGGACCAGCAUCACAGGGUAUACAAUGUGCUGGCUGCGUUGGAGUUCAACAGCACUCGCAAGCGGAUGUCUGUCAUUGUCAGAGAUCCGGAAAAUCAAAUCAUCUUGAUGUGCAAAGGUGCAGAUAGUGUCAUAUACGAGAGGCUAUCAGUGGCUGGGCGAAAAUACGCUUCUGUCACUGCCGAACAUCUCAAGCAGUAUGGGGAGGCUGGACUUCGGACACUGGCACUUUCAUAUCGAAUUCUUUCCGAAGAGGAGUAUCACAACUGGAAUACAACAUUUCAGGAGGCAAAGACAACAGUUGGCCCUGAAAGAGACGCCAAGGUUGAUGAGGCAGCUGAGGCAAUUGAACGAGAGCUGUUGCUUGUUGGGGCAACUGGGGUCGAAGACAAACUGCAGCCUGGAGUGCCGGAGGCAAUUGACCGACUUGCUCAAGCUGGCUUGAAAAUAUGGGUGCUUACCGGUGACAAAGUUGAGACAGCUAUAAACAUCGGGUAUGCAGCAAGUCUUCUACGGACAGGAAUGACACAGAUUGUCAUCUCUCUUGAUUCAGCAGAGGUGAAAGCUGCGGAGGAGGAAGGAGACAAACACAAGCUUUUCCAGGUUGCGAUUGCUAUUGUGACUACCCAGAUUGCUGAUGGCCUGGACCUUAUUCGAGCAGGGCAGGAGGGAAGGAAUGGGGUCAAGCAUGGAGAGGAGCCUGUGUAUGCACUUGUGAUUGAUGGGAGGGCACUGACAUUCGCUCUUGAUGACUCCCUGAAAGACAAAUUCCUAGAGCUGGCUGUGGGAUGUGCCUCGGUCAUUUGCUGCCGUGUGUCGCCAAAGCAGAAGGCACUGACUGUGAGAUGUGGUGGGCACAGUGAUGGGCAUGCAAUGUUCGACCGUCGACGCCUGAACGACGCACAAAGAUGGGAGAUUCAGAUGGAGGGCGGCAGCGACGACGGACGUGCGAAGUUGACGGCAAUCAAGAAGACGGCCGUGGCGGCGGCCGUGAUGACCAUGCUCUUUCGUUGUCAGCAGGACAGGGUGUUGGGCAGAAUGAGAGCGCAGAUCCGCCCACGGAGGAGGAAGAUGCUUCAUCAAGUCCCGGUCGAAGGGCUGGAUACUGUGGCCAUCACCGAGGCUGCAGUUCAGGUUUGCUGCACCAUGGGUUGCAGUGUUUUUCCACGAGCGACGCCGAGGUGGUGGAUGAAAAGGAGGACAGGGGGGGCGUGGGAGGAUCUCAGGAAAUGCGAUGAUGUGACAGAGUACUUGUGGGAGGAUCUCAGGAAAUGCCACGUCUUUCAAGCGAUGGCGAUUGCAUCCACUGUGGACGAACGCCCGCAGGAUGCGCUGCCGAUGUCGAUGUCGAUCCCUCGUCUUCUCUGCUCGAGGCUUCGAUAGAGGCCGGCCAUCAAUGAUAGAGGAAGCACACGUGAACAUCAGGACCACGGC